UUGUAUUCCGUGUUCUCAGAACAAAUUAUGUUUUAUACUAGAUGAGCGGAACUAAAGAUGAAACGUUAGUUAGCCGUGAGCGAGUUUCAGUUUAGAGACUAGUAACCCACCAGCAGAAAGGGUCCUUUGUGAGACAGAUAUGUUGACGUCAAAUGAACCCUGUGAAGACAUAAAUUCUCAGUUUAACUAGAACAACACAACACAGGGAGGAUGAGCCUUGGUAUCCUCCCCCUGUCUCCUAACUUACAUAACUCAUGAGGGGUUUUCCUUUAAUAAGUUAAAUUGACCAAGUCUGUCCUCUUAUUUUCAUGUUAGCCCUGUGUCCACACAGUUGACUGACCAGAACAAGGGAAUAUCUGAUACAUACUAUCAUACAAAUUACAAUAUGUUGGAGAUGCUUGAAUACAGCCAUUACCAGGUACAGACACAUCUGGAGAACCCCACCAAGUACCACAUCCAGCAGGCCCAGAGGAAGCAGGUGAGGCAGUACCUGUCCACAACCCUUGGGGGUAAGCCUGGCAGCCAGGCCGGCAGCCUGCAGUGCCCCAGCCAGCCCCCGGAGCACGGGAUGCCCCCCGGCCCAGGCAGCAGUGCCCCCAACAGCCCCAUGGCCCUGCUGACCCUCAGCUCCAACUGCGAGAAGGAGAUGGAUGAUGUCAUUGAUGACAUUAUUAGCUUGGAAACAAGUUAUAAUGAGGAUAUUUUUGGACUUAUGGACCCAGGACUCCAGGUUACUAAUACACUCCCUGUAUCUGGUAACCUUCUGGACAUGUAUGGAAAUCAAGGGCUUCCCCCAAAUGGACUUGCCAUCAGUAACUCCUGCCCUGGUAGCUUAUCCAACAUCAAAAGGGAAUUCUCAGCUCCUGGCAUGAUGCACGUACUGGACAAUACUGGAUCCUAUGGCCAGUUUGACAACUACCAAAGGCCCGAGGGCUUUCCAGUUGCUGAGGUUCGAGCGAUGGCCAAGGAGAGACAAAAAAAGGACAACCACAACUUAAUUGAACGAAGGAGAAGGUUCAACAUCAACGAUCGAAUCAAAGAGCUUGGAACCCUGAUUCCUAAGUCUAAUGAUCCGGACAUGCGCUGGAAUAAGGGCACCAUUCUGAAGGCCUCAGUGGACUACAUCAGGAAGCUGCAGAGGGAGCAGCAGAGAGCUAAGGAGGUGGAGCUUAGACAGAGAAGGCUGGAGCAUGCCAACCGCCAUCUGAUGCUGCGCAUACAGGAGUUGGAGAUGCAGGCGCGGGCUCAUGGUCUUGCAAUUCUGCCGUCGUCUUCCCUCUGCUCCUCUGAGCUGAUAGCCCGAGCCAUCAAGCAGGAGCCCAUCUUAGGAGACUGUCCCUCAGACCUGUACCAGCAGCCAGGUCCUGACAUGUCCCCUCCAACCACACUGGACCUCAACAACGGUACCAUCCACUUUAACGACAGCCCUGUGGAUGCAGGUGACACAGGGGCAUAUGGCUCCAGCAAAGCAUCCACUAAACUGAAGGACAUUCUAAUGGACAACACCCUGUCGCCCAUAUCAUCCAAUGACCCCCUUCUGUCCUCAGCUUCCCCAGACACCUCCAACAGCAGCAGCAGGCGUAGCAGCAGCUCAAGCAUGGAGGAGAAUGAUCAUGGUUGUUAGCACUGCCCACAAGCUUAAAUCACACUGACAUUUUAUAAAGUAGCAUUGUUAUUACUGGAGCCAACGCUAGGUGCUGCUAUGGCCUAUUCCUUGAGAUGCUUCCCUGCUAGCAUCCAAAGCUGUCCUCCAUACUCAGUGGAUAAAGACAGUGGGAUUUUCCCUCCCAUUGUGUUCAGAAGUUUUGUCUUUUGUUUUUGUUUGUUUUACAAUAUUGUGUCUCUUUCUGGAAUCAAAUCUGGCUGUUCAGAUUAGGCUACUCUACCUAAAGUGACUGCUGAGAUUUCAAUGUACUGUAGCGUUCACUUUUCAUGUGUGAAUUAUUUGACAGGAAGUGCACAAUAACAUGGCAAGAAUGUAUUAUAUGUGUAAUAUUUUGAUKUUUUUUUCAUAUCAUGACCAUUUGUUGAAUUAGUUUAAAACAUUUGUUUUGUGAGAUAUCAUAGAGAAAUAUAUAUUUAGUUGAAUACUUAAAUUAGCUGAUAAUAAAAUUUCACCAAGAUUU
Messenger RNA from Salvelinus sp. IW2-2015, 2126 nucleotides. RefSeq names its product microphthalmia-associated transcription factor. Gene Ontology annotation, cellular component: nucleus. Lineage: Eukaryota; Metazoa; Chordata; Actinopteri; Salmoniformes; Salmonidae. The record is from RefSeq and is a predicted model, not a curated record. Gene Ontology annotation, molecular function: DNA-binding transcription factor activity, RNA polymerase II-specific; protein dimerization activity; RNA polymerase II cis-regulatory region sequence-specific DNA binding. Gene Ontology annotation, biological process: regulation of transcription by RNA polymerase II; melanocyte differentiation.